UGCUUUGUCGACUUCUUUGAGCUUGGAAGUCGUCUGAUUCGUUGCUCACAGCUGUCGAUCUUCUGCUACAGAGGUCCAAGGCGAUCGAGGCCGCGGUCCACAGCGAGCCCGGCAUAAGCACGCAGGCCUACACCACCAAGAUGCGCUCUCUCUUCGUGAAUCUCAAGGACAAGAACAACCCCAGUCUGCGCGAAGCCGUAGCCAGCGGCGAUAUCCCUGUCGCCAAGUUCGUCAAGAUGUCCAGCCAGGAGAUGGCAUCCGAGGAGCGAAGGAAGGCGGAUCAGCAAAUUGAGCAGCAAAAUCUGUUUGACGCGCUCGGUGCUGUCGAGCAGGAGGCCGAGACCAGUGCGUUCCAGUGCUCCAAGUGCAAGCAGAGGAAGUGCCGCUACCGCCAGGCCCAGACCCGCUCUGCCGACGAGCCUAUGACUACUUUCGUCACAUGUGUGAACUGCAACAACAGGUGGAAGUUCUCCUGAAUCAUAACGAUGCGCUUGGACCCUCUUCUUUUUCGAUGUAUUUUUGCACGCUCGUGCCGAUAUCUGUUUGCGCUCCUUGUUAUCUAUUCCAGUACCUGUAUUUUUUUUGUCGAUACACCCGCGCGCUUUGUUCCGUAUCGCCUUGACUUGGCUUCAGAUCAGGACUCGUGGGCUGCUUGUUUACGCGUGUUGAUCGUUCCAAACCUCUCCUCUGAACGCGUCUUACGACGCGCACCUUCCGGCUUUCUCUCUCAUACGGGGAUACCUUUCCAUCUAUACUGAAACAUGAGCACGGCCGCCCUCCCCUCUCUUGACGCUUUGCAUCGGCAAAGUGCGAAAAGGACACGAUCCAUAUUCGAAUCAUGUCCGGACGAAGGUUUGAAGGAUGAGGAAAAGAGGCAUGGCUACGCCGCGGACCGCAUUGCUCCUCCCUAACGUCCUGCAGCGCCCGGAUACGGCUGUCGACGAAAAUCUACGACGAAUAUCGCGAUUUCAAAGAACUGCCUCCAGCGCUCUUGUCCCAGCAGGCGGGCGUAGGACCCGCACGGCCGAAGGAGUUGAGGAAAAUGAUAACAGCGGGGCCCUCCGCACCCGCCGAUGCCGCGACGGCCCUAAUGAUCUCCUCCAUCGACCGCACCCCCACCACAACACCGUCCACCUUCACAUCCUCGAGCAAGCUUUCCCAGGCGCUCUCCCUGCACAAGACGACGCGGACAAUCAAGCCGACGUAUCAUCCGCCGUGGAAGCUUGUGCGUGUCAUUUCGGGCCAUCUGGGAUGGGUGCGCAGUGUCGCAGUGGAGCCGGGGAAUCAAUGGUUCGCGACGGGUGCUGGGGACCGGGUUAUCAAGAUAUGGGACUUGGCGUCGGGGGAGCUGAAGCUGUCGCUGACGGGCCACAUCUCGACUGUGCGCGGGCUGGCUGUGUCACCUCGUCACCCUUACCUGUUUUCGUGUGGUGAAGACAAGAUGGUGCGCUGUUGGGAUCUGGAAGCUAAUAAGAUCAUCCGGCAUUACCACGGUCAUCUCUCUGGUGUAUAUACCCUUGCGCUGCACCCCACACUUGACGUGCUGGUCACCGCCGGUCGCGAUGCUUCCGCUCGUGUAUGGGACAUGAGGACCAAGGCGCAGAUACACGUCUUGUCGGGCCACACAGGCACUGUCGCCGAUGUAAAAUGCCAGGACUCCGAGCCCCAGGUUAUCACAGGUAGCAUGGACUCCACUGUCCGGUGCGUUUUCGCCUCCGCUGUGCUGGGUUGUCCAUCUUGGCUGAGAUCUCGGUCAUGUAGGCUGUGGGACUUGGCUGCCGGC
Messenger RNA from Mycena citricolor, 1783 nucleotides. NCBI's taxonomy places the organism in Eukaryota, Fungi, Basidiomycota, Agaricomycetes, Agaricales, Mycenaceae. The record is from the annotation of a GenBank genome assembly.